Molecule: messenger RNA, 2234 nt
Organism: Emiliania huxleyi CCMP1516
Lineage: Eukaryota; Haptophyta; Isochrysidales; Noelaerhabdaceae
Exons: 8
Coding region: 24-1013 (329 amino acids)
Source: RefSeq, a predicted model, not a curated record
CAAGCGGUGGGUGUGCCCGGCACAUGAACUCUUUGACGCUGCUGCUGCUCUGCUGGGUCGCGGCCCCCUGCGCGGCGAGCUCGCGGCUGCAGUCCGCGGUGGCCAAGAUCAGGAGUGCGUUCGGAUCGCGAGCGGGCGGACCGAGGUUCAACGCAAGCGCGACCGGUGGCGCCCGCCCGCGAUUCAGCGCGACCGGCGCCGGCCGCUGCCCGAAUAGUAAGAACAGCACCCUGCCCGGGUCGAAAUCGAACGAAUGGAGGAUCGGCGGUGGCCGGCUGACGGGCAGCGCAGCCGCACGCACCUACUUCUUUGCGUUCGCCGCCGGCUCCGAGGACGUGCUGCUCGAGCACUUUGUCUCCCACUACUCGGCGCUGGGCAUCAACUUUGCCACCAACUCGCGCCUCGUCCUCCACCUCACGGGCGCGGCCGAGGUAGCCGCGCGCGAGCAGGCGUCGGUGGCGUACUUGCGCGGCAAGUCCAUCCCGUUCCGCAGCUCGCCGCGAUACACGAGCCAGAUCAAGGCGCUGCUCGCCAACGGGUACCUGCGCACGCUGCCCGACGAGGCGCUCCUCAUGUACCCGGACCUGGACGAGUUCUUCGCCCUCCCGUGCCGCGUCGGCGACCUCCUCGCCCGCUCGGAGCGCAAGUUCCUCCUCACCGCAAAGUUCCGCGAGCGGCUGCCGCGCCACUGGGCCUGCGACCCGUUCCCGCGGCUCCAGCCGGCCAGCGUGCGACCGAUCCACGCGCAGUACCCUGUCGCGUGCCCCAUCAUCGCCAGCGGCGCCAGGCGCGGCGUCUUCGGCACCGCGCUCAGCCUGGGCUACCAGAAGAACCUGCUCUUCUCGGUGAGAGACCAGCGAGGGAGGCGCGUGCAGUACCAGAGCUCGCACAGCUGCACGUGCAUCGACGACGCCGCGCCGGACGAGAAGCACGAGUGCGAGCUCCAGGAGUACAGGGUGCCGGACAUCGCCCACUUCCGCUUCACGCACGAGGCGCCGCGCACGAAGGACUAGAUGGUCGCAACUCCUAGCGCACCUCUCCACGCAAGUGAUCUGCUGCUGCUGCUGCUGCUGCUGCUGCUGCUGCUGCUGCUGCUGCUGCUGCUGCUGCUGCUGCUGCUGCUGCUACUGCUGCUGCUGCCACUAGGCGAUCGAGCUGCUCUGGAAGAAGCUCAGCGGGUACAGUGUGACCUACAUCCGCGACCACAAGCGGCACCGUCUCGACGCGAUCGAGCACGCUGGCCUCGCUGCUGCCCACCAGCGAGCUGUGAGUGGCUCCGGGGGGCAGCAGCCCUCCGGGGACGAGCAGCUGGAGAAGGCGGGCAACCACCACCACCACCACCACCACCACCGAGCCAAGGAGAAGGACGACGCGCGCGCCGCGCGGCCAGAGGGUGCCGCUGGCUCCUCGCUGCUCAACCGCUUCGCAAGCGGCGGCAAGGGCAAGAUGAAGAUCGCGAUGCGGGACUACUACACCGAGGCGUCCAUCUUCGCGUGGGCGGACAGCGGCGAGCCGAUCACCGGCAACCCGCAGCCCAAGCGCUCGAACGCGAGCUUCGACAAGAAUCGCGAGCUAGAUCCGAGCAUCUACAAGCUCGCGCUCGACAUCGCACAGGGGAAGACGCGGAGCUGGAACGCUACCAGCGCAGUGCGGCCCGCCGACCUAGAAGCGGAGAGAUAUGGGGGAGAUAUGGGGGAGAUAUGGGGGAGAUGCGUGCUGCGGCCCGCCGACCUAGAAGCGGACUACGCAUUCCUGUCUCCCGAACCAGCGCUCGAGAGUGUGACACGCCUUCCGCUGUACUCGAGACCGUAUUCAGCUGUCAGCACUGCACUCGCAGCCUCUGUACUCACGCGGUGCUCCGAGUACAGUCACGGCACACAGACUAUAGUCGAGCGCGUCGGAGAGGUGUUUCGACACGUUAUGCCGUGCUCCCGCCCCGAGUUGUUGGUGCAUUCAACACGUAGAACCGAUUGUAGGCUCACCGCGUCCGCAGCCCGCCGGAUCGAAGCCCUCUGCCCGCUCCGGCGGGCGCCUGACACGCAUGAUGGCGGAUGCCAGCGAGCAGGAAGCGCGCGCGUGUGAACUUCUCUCUUCUUCCUUGACUGCGACCGCAGACGCCAGACGCGCGCACCGUUUCUUGAGCUCGGGCGCAUUGCCAUUCUCUCACUGUGUGCCGCGUUGUCAUGCCGUUUGUGCGGCUAUUUGGGAGCGAACGAGCUUGAGCCACACCCGUC